Messenger RNA from Echinops telfairi (small Madagascar hedgehog), 4783 nucleotides. RefSeq names its product zinc finger protein 865 (gene ZNF865). Gene Ontology annotation, biological process: regulation of transcription by RNA polymerase II. The coding region runs from base 2430 to 4466 and encodes 678 amino acids. Gene Ontology annotation, molecular function: DNA-binding transcription factor activity; RNA polymerase II cis-regulatory region sequence-specific DNA binding. Lineage: Eukaryota; Metazoa; Chordata; Mammalia; Afrosoricida; Tenrecidae. The transcript has 2 exons. The record is from RefSeq and is a predicted model, not a curated record.
CAGUGAGUUUGGUUUUGGGUGUUGAGCAGCUGGGUGCCAACCUUGAUCUCUUGAUCAAGGGCACAGACAUGUAAUUCAUUGGCAAGAAGUGUGACGAAGACAGAGUAGCAGGAUGGGGGGAAUGGUGGUGAAACCUGCAUGUCAGCUAGGGCUUUGCCUACUUCACACGGAAGUGCCAUCCGAACAGGUAACAUCUCACUGAAGGAGGCGGAAAUCUGGGGAAGAACAUUCUAGGCAGAGGGAAUCGCCUGGCCAGCCAUACACAUGCCCUGUGCGAGAAUAGUAACCACCUCCCCCAGCCUAGCCGCCUGGGCAAGCUCUCCUCAUCACCAGGUAAAGCUCCAGCACAAAUAGUUAAAGAGCCCUGGUUGGCUGUUCAAAGCCACCCAGAGGGCCCCCAAGGAGACAGCCUAGCAGACCCUCCAGGGCAGUUCUGCUCAGCCACAAGGAGCUGCCCAGGGUCAGAGUGGAUCCACUCCCAUAUCAGCCAGGCUUCUCUAGGGAAAAACAAAACAACAACAGGAGACACAGAAGGGUCUCUUUUUAGAAACUGACUGAUAGAGUUGUGGGAGCCAGCUAGUCUGAAACCCAGAGGGCAGGUUGGGAACUCAGGAGAGUGGUGGCAGUCUUGAGUGAAAUUCACAGGGCAGGCUGGACAGGCAGGUGGAAUUCCUCCUCCUCAGGAAACCUCAGGGGCUGUCUAAGGUCUUCUACUGAUUGGAUAAGGCCCACUCACGUGAGCUCGGGUCAUUUCCUUAAACUCAGCAGAGUGUAACUGUUGAUUACAUCCUACAAAGCACCUUCACAGCAAGAUGUCGACUAGCUUUUUAAAAUUAGGUUCUGUUGUUGAGAAUAAACGGACGCAGGUGUGCGCCCACUCAGCAGUUGGAUUCAGGGGCACUGAAUGCAUUAUUGGAAUUAUGCAUCCCACCCACCCCCUUCUUUAAGGGGUUCCUCCCACAGCAACAUCACCCCACUGCCCUGCAGGUUCUCAUCCAACCUUUCCAGUUGCCGGCGUGGGAUCCCAUGCAGACAGAUCUCGAGAGGGUGCCCGCUUUAGCUUCAAUUGUCUGGUUUUAAGGGGCGUCCAGGGGUCCACGUAGCCACCAUGGAGGCCACGAGACUAUGAAAUUCCUGUGCAUAACCGUGACCCUCCACGAAAGUUUGAAGGACUGGCCUGCGGUCGUGUGGGUGGGCCUGUGAUAUGGGGCAUUGGAGGGGGGCAAGUGAUUCAGGCCUGCCAUCACACGGUACCACCCAGUGGGUGGCUUACAGCACAAACUCUUCCUCAAGGCUCUGGGUCCCAAACGCCCCUAAUCCAGGUUUGGGCAGCACUGCCCUGGGCAGAGGCCCUUGUAGAAUGUCAUCUCCUGAGUGUUCCUCCAACCUCCGGGUCCAGAUCGGUCUUCACCUGGCUGGGCUGGGCUGCUAUGCCCCAGAGAUGCAGCAGGUUAUACCACCAACUUCCCCACGAGAGAAAGAUGUAUAGAAACCACCUGGGGCAGCUCUCUCCUGCAACCACUCCCCCACCGCCCACCUCCUCCCCCCUCCCCCCUGUAGCUGUGACUCAGAACCCACCCAAUGGAAAGGAGGGGUGUAAAGGACACAGCCAUUGGCUGAGUGUGACCUCAUCUUACGUGACAGCAUCCGCAAAGACCUCAGCCUCCAAACUGGCCUGAGUCACAGGUUCCCGGUGGCCUGAGUCUCCCAGGGCAGCAGAAGGUCCCGCAGGCAGGCAUCACCAUCUCUGGCUGAGUCCUCCCAGCAGCCCGAGGGGCAGGUUUUUGUCCGUGGAUGUCUGAGGGAGGAGGAAACUGAGGCACAGAAUGCCUUGGGGACAUAGUUGGGAUCACACAGCACAGGCUGGAAGCUGGCACUUGGGCCCCCAGACUCCACCCUCUUAGCCAUCGUGAUAGGCACACACAUAUCGCCACCCCGGUUCUGACUCAGGCAACCCUACAUGUGCAGGGUAGAACUGCCCCACAGGACCGUAACCGUGGGACUCUUAGGCACUUGGUCACCAGGCCUUACUUUCCAUGUACCUCUGGGGAUUCACAGGCCAGCCUUUUAGUUAUGGCCCCUGCUUACCCCUUUGUGUCCCCCCACCCGGAGCAGGGGAACCACAGUAGUGGAAACAAACUGUUGUCAGUUUUACAGAGGUAACCCCAGGGGUGGUGGCUGCAGGGUGUUUGAGAACAGAGGGGCUGCUGGCCUAAAAGAAUGGAAUGGGCAGGGGGACCUGGGAGAUGGGGCAGAGGAAGUGUAUAAGACCCCCAAGAAUCGGGGAAGAGACAACGCAAAAGAUAAUUUGGCGGGAUGUUCAGAAACAAAGGGGAUAGUGGCGGGCAGAGAGAACAAGCUGGAGUGGUCUCCUGGGUCUGAGUGAGGUGGAAAGACAGAAAGGCAGGGGCGGAAGCUGGAAGUGGAGGAUGGUGGCGGGGAGCCCUAGUCCUGGCCCGGCCCCACUGAGACCCGCCUUCUUCCUCGCAGAGUCGCCCGCGAUGGAGGCAAACCCCACUGGCAGCAGCGCCGGGGGCGGCGGGAACAGCGGCCUGGGGGGCGAGGACGGCGUGCACUUCCAGAGCUAUCCCUUCGACUUCCUGGAGUUCUUGAACCACCAGCGCUUCGAGCCCAUGGAGCUUUACGGGGAGCACAGCAAGGCCAUGGCCGCGCUGCCAUGCGCGCCGGGGCCGCCCCCCCAGCCGCCCCCGCCCCCAACUCCUCAGUACGACUACCCGCCGCCGCAGCCCACCUUCAAGCCCAAGGCCGAGGCGCAAUCUUCGUCGUCGUCCUCAUCUGCGGCCACCCACGCCAAGAAGCCGGACCCGCCCCUGCCCCCUGCCUUCGGGGCGCCCCCGCCACCCCUCUUCGACGCCGCCUUCCCGGCCCCGCAGUGGGGCAUCGUGGACCUCUCGGGCCACCAGCACCUCUUCGGGAAUCUGAAGCGCGCAGGCCCAGCGUCCGGGCCGGGGGUGACACCAGGGCUGGGCGCACCCACUGGCACCCCGGGGCCGCUGCCCAGCCCCGCACAAACCCCGCCAGGGCCCCCCGCGGGCGUGGCCUGUGACCCGUCCAAGGACGACAAGGGCUACUUCCGGCGGCUCAAGUACCUGAUGGAGCGGCGCUUCCCGUGCGGUGUGUGCCACAAGUCCUUCAAGCAGUCGUCCCACUUGGUGCAGCACAUGCUGGUGCACUCGGGCGAGCGCCCCUACGAGUGCGCGGUCUGCGGCCGCACCUACAACCACGUGUCCAGCCUCAUCCGCCACCGCCGCUGCCACAAGGACCUGCCGCCCGCACCUGGCGGGCCACCUCACUUCCCGGACCUCUUCCACGUCAUGAGCCACAAGGAGGCCCAUAUGGCCGAGAAGCCGUACGGCUGCGACGCCUGCGGCAAGACGUUCGGCUUCAUCGAGAACCUCAUGUGGCACAAGCUGGUGCACCAGGCGGCCCCUGAGCGUCUGCUGCCGCCUGCGUCCAGCGCCACGCAGCCCCCCGACGGCGGUGGCGGAGCGGCUGAAGCUGCCAGCGCGCUGGACAACGGGCUGGCGGGCGAGGUGGGCGCGGCUGUGGCAGCGCUGGCGGGUGUGGCGGGGGGCGAGGACGCAGGUGGCACAGGCAGCCAGGGCGCGGGCGGUGGAGGCUCGGGCCCUGAGCGCUUCAGCUGCGCCACCUGCGGCCAGAGCUUCAAGCACUUCCUGGGGCUGGUGACGCACAAGUACGUGCACCUAGUGCGCCGCACCCUGGGCUGCGGGCUGUGCGGCCAGAGCUUCGCGGGCGCCUACGACCUGCUGCUGCACCGCCGCAGCCACCGGCAGAAGCGCGGCUUCCGCUGCCCGGUGUGCGGCAAGCGCUUCUGGGAGGCGGCUCUGCUCAUGCGGCACCAGCGCUGCCACACGGAGCAGCGGCCCUACCGCUGCGGAGUGUGCGGCCGCGGCUUCCUGCGCUCCUGGUACCUGCGGCAGCACCGCGUGGUGCACACGGGCGAGCGCGCCUUCAAGUGCGGCGUGUGCGCCAAGCGCUUCGCGCAGUCCUCCAGCCUGGCGGAGCACCGGCGGCUGCAUGCAGUAGCACGGCCCCAGCGCUGCGGCGCCUGCGGCAAGACCUUCCGCUACCGCUCCAACCUGCUGGAGCACCAGCGGCUGCACCUGGGCGAGCGCGCCUACCGCUGCGAGCACUGCGGCAAGGGCUUCUUUUACCUGAGCUCGGUGCUGCGGCACCAGCGCGCCCACGAGCCGCCGCGGCCCGAGCUGCGCUGCCCCGCCUGCCUGAAGGCCUUCAAGGAUCCCGGCUACUUCCGCAAGCACUUGGCGGCCCACCAGGGCGGCCGGCCCUUCCGCUGCUCCUCCUGCGGCGAGGGCUUCGCCAACACUUACGGCCUCAAAAAGCACCGCCUGGCACACAAGGCCGAGGGCCUCGGGGGACCAGGCGCGGGGGCCGGCGCCCUGGCGGCGGGGAAGGACGCCUGAGCAGGGCCCCACACCCACCCCUGUAGUGCGACCCCCACCCGGCCGGUGGACGAGCGCGCUUCCUUAUCUGCGGUAAACCAGACUCCUCUCACCCCUAGACUCAAGACUGCAUCCCUCCCACAGGGCCCCAGCAGCCCACCCCCUUCCCCCCCCAUUCCCCAGCCCAUAGGACGCAAACCUGAUGGUUGGCGACCAUUCAACCCUCUUUUUGUAGCCCUACCCCAGCCCCGCUCCCCGCACCAUUCGGCCCCCAGGCAGGGGGGGCCCUGCCCGCGACCUCGCUGUUCUUGAAUCUGUUAGGGACAGUGGAGGCGGGG